Pocillopora verrucosa is the source of this 633-nucleotide messenger RNA. Lineage: Eukaryota; Metazoa; Cnidaria; Anthozoa; Scleractinia; Pocilloporidae. The record is from RefSeq and is a predicted model, not a curated record.
AUGGCGGCCCAAUCGAGCGAAAGCGAAUUAGAAUUUCCAUUCAAUACCAGUCGAGAAUUCGAACUGAGACUUGGAAGUAGUUUUCAUUCUAAAGGAGGACCGAAAAUGGCCUUUCAUACAAUCAGAUAUGACUUCAAACCAGCCUCAGUAGACACCUCGAGACCGGCAGAGCUUGUUGUAGGUGACAAAAAUGAGGUCACAGUCACUGUUCCUAAUGUACAGGAUUCUGGUAACACUGUUUAUCGUGGUUCCAAAAGAAGUUGUACGAAGGAAUUUAUUUUGGUGGUAGAUAAAGAAAAAAAGACAUUUACACUGGAGAGAAUUGAGUCUACUGUUCCUCAGCUCAAGAAAGUUAGGUAUCCCCACAAGCUUGGAGUUUUUUGGAAAAAAAGAAAGGUGAAAUACAGUACAAUGUUUGGAGUAAAUCUGAACACUGUUCAUCUUCCUCUUGCUUCUCUGAAAUCAAUAGGUGUCCUGCAGUGGUCGUUAUAUGAGCUUCUGGCCACUGGCUGUAUUGAUAUCAGCAAUUACAUUGCAAAGACGCCUGGGAAAGUGGAUGUUACUGUCACCCUUAAGCCAGCAAUCAAGAAAGUUGUUUCUGUCCCACAGAUGAAGAGAUAUGGGAAGAGAUAA